Molecule: messenger RNA, 2470 nt
Organism: Cataglyphis hispanica
Lineage: Eukaryota; Metazoa; Arthropoda; Insecta; Hymenoptera; Formicidae
Gene: sqd
Product: RNA-binding protein squid-like
Exons: 10
Coding region: 16-1251 (411 amino acids)
Biological process (GO): regulation of gene expression
Cellular component (GO): nucleoplasm
Molecular function (GO): RNA binding
Source: RefSeq, a predicted model, not a curated record
GAUGCGCAUCCCGUGAUGCCUCGCGCAUGUGAAUCACGAGCCGAGUGCCGAGAGGAACGAGGGAACGCAAGACGAGAGGCCUGGGCCGGUCUUCUUCAUUCGGCAAUCGGACGAUACGGACGUGUCGUGCAGUCGCAGUACGAUCCUUUACUCGAGUGUAUCCAUUUGCAACAGCGUUGCGUGCGAGUCCACGUGUUUAUUUACGCCGUGCGUAAACGUAAAAAAGCGACGAUGGCCGAUCAGGAAGGCAAGGAUUUCAGCGAAGAUAUUGCGGAGCAGAACUUCGCCGAGCAGAACGGCGAUGCCGAGAACGGCGGUGCCGGCGGCGACGCCGCGGACAACAGUCAGGAAUCUCAGGAGGACAGGUCGGCUGGAGCUAACCAGGAUUCUCUGAACGAUAGGAAAUUAUUUGUUGGCGGUUUAAGUUGGGAAACAACCGACAAGGAACUGAGGGAACAUUUUAGCACAUACGGCGAUAUUGAAAGCAUCAAUGUCAAGACAGAUCCUAAUACAGGACGAUCAAGAGGGUUUGCCUUUAUCGUCUUUGCUAAGGCUGAAUCUCUCGAUAAGAUUAUGGCAGCUGGUGAUCAUGUUAUCAAUAAUAAAAAGGUUGAUCCUAAGAAAGCAAAAGCCAGACAUGGUAAAAUAUUUGUUGGCGGUCUUUCAACGGAACUUUCCGACGACGACAUUAAGAAUUUCUUCUCGCAAUUUGGAACUAUCGUCGAGGUAGAGAUGCCAUUCGACAAAACAAAGAAUCAGAGGAAGGGAUUCUGCUUUAUCACUUUCGAAUCUGAACAAGUGGUUAAUGAACUACUGAAGACUUCAAAACAAACAAUAAAUGGUAAAGAGGUCGACGUAAAGAAGGCGACACCCAAGCCCGAUGGUAUGAUUGGUAUGCGCGGUGGACCAGGCAAUCGUGGUGGUCGUGGUGCCAGGGGUGGCCGAGGUCGUGGAUUCGGUCAAGGCGGAUGGGGACAAAGCGGAUACGGCGGCGGUUAUGGCGGUGGCUACGGCCAAGGAGGAUACGGCGGUGGCUACGAUGGAUAUGGAUACGAUUAUUACGGUGGCGGUGGGUACGGAGGUUACGGUGGCUACGACUACAGUGGAUACGACGGAUACGGCUACGGCGGUGGUAAUUACGAUGGUGGCUACAGUGGUGGGCGUGGUGCACGCGGCAAAGGAGGUUCAGGCUAUGGUGGCAAGCAGAGAGGUGGUGGUGGUCGUCAGAACCAGAGGCAUCAACCCUAUUAAUGAGGAGAUUUUCCUCAUUUGCGAAUGCAAUACAAUUUGCAUUGUAACUGCCGGUAUUACGAAGCGGGAUUCCCGUUCAAGAUCAUAUUAUUCGUCCAAUCAUUCCAUUAAAUCACGUUAUCUUCAGCAAUAGUACUGAAAUACGAAUAUUCAAACAUCAGAAUUUUAACAGAAAUCAUUCGUUAUUUUCUUUUUUGUGUAUAUAUAUGUGUAUGUAUAUAUAUAUAUAUAUAUAUAUAUAUAUAUAUAUAUAUAUAUAUAAAACAUGCUUUUCAAUUACCAUAGAGUUUAUUACCAUUUACGUCCGCAUCGCAUAGCAUAUCGUGAAUAUUUAUAUUGAUAGAUCAUUUUAAUUUUGUCUACAAGAUAUAUAUAUGUAUAUGUAUAUAUAUAUAUGUAUAUAUAUAUAUAUGUAUAUAUGUAUAUAUGUAACACGAUGUGGUGAAAAAAACUACCGUAUAUGAGUAAGCAGGCAAUGUACUUUUUACAUAACAUGCAGAAAUAGUGAGUAAGAAAAGGAAAUACGAGAUAAAUCGAACUGUUUAUAAUGAGUGUGCGAAGUAUGAAAUAAGAUAAAAGGAUUGCUGCUUCCCCUCUUAUUAAUAAUAAUAGGAUUAAAUAAUAGAAUUAAAUAAAUGCUCGUUUUGUGUACAUAUCUCAUAUAUAUAUAUGUUAAUUCUGCUUUGACCUCCUAUACGGUAACUUAUUUUUUUCUUUUUAAAACGCGACAUGUACACAUUUCUUUGAAACGUAUAGGAAUUAAUCAUUUAUAUAUUAGACUUAAAUAAGACUGACACAUGCACAUAUACACUUAUGUAUCAGACUUAUUAAUAGAACUAAUACUCUGUGAAUUCCGUCAUACACGCGCUCUGUAUAAGCAUCCUCAUCCUGGAAAAUGAUGAUGCACUUAAAUUGUCGCAGUGUGCGCUAAGACAGAAUUCUUGCUCGAUCAAAGAACAGCGCAUGUACAUUAUAUUUAUAUAUCGACAUUCUCAUUCUACAAGAUGAGAAAAUUGUCACAUUAAGAUUUUUAAAAGUACAACAGACAAUAUUGUAUUGAAAAUAAUGCAAUAUUUAGAUGCAUUGUAUUUUUUGUCCGAGUACAUAUUACGUUCUAAUCUUAUGUCACACAAAAAGUAUUACAUUAUACAAAAUAAAAAGAUAAUCUUAUGUUAGCUGAAAUUUAUUUAAAAUAAAUAUUUAUUAAAAAUAUUAGAAA